AUCGUUAUUUUUCAACGAAGUUGGUACACCUGAACUCUCAAUCCACUGUUUUUAGGUUAUGUGUUACCUCUCAUUUGUUUACACGUCUCGGCUCUUCCGAAUUUCAUCGUCUUGAUCCAGAAUUCUCUCCGUUUUUCAUCAUUUUUUCUGUGCGUUUCGAAAUUUCAUUAUUGCGUUCGCUCACGUUUCAAUUUUUUCGCUACUUUUCGCUCUCAUGCCGUGAACUUUGUCGCCUCCUGCCUAGUCCUCCGGAUGCAAAUUGUGUUCCGUAUUGUUGUGUCUUAAAACUGCUUCACCAUGUCCGAAAAUCCUGCCGGAUUCAACUCAUACUGGCCGAUGGAGGGUGAUCAAACUGCUGAUCAGUUCAGUGAGUCAGGCUUCUACGUUUCCAAUCCCAAUGUCAGCUAUCAACAACAGCACACUACACCAGUUUCGUUCCUUGUCCCGAAUGACAAUCUUGCAGGCGGCAACAUGUACGGUGGUUACUCCGAUGGACCUAGCAUGAACACGGACUUCGAUAACGAGCCGCCAUUGUUGGAAGAACUGGGCAUCGAACCAUCUAAAAUUUUGGACAGAUCCUUGGCGGUCCUGAAUCCGUUCCAGUCAGUGCCGUUUGACGAUGUAGAUUUAGUCGGUCCUGUUUGUUAUUGUUUAACGCUAGGAGGGCUUCUAAUUGUAAUGGGUAGCAAAAUCAAUUUUGGGUAUGUCUAUGGUCUUGCAGUUACAAGCUGUCUCAUGAUGUACUUUUUACUGAAUCUAAUGACAAAUACAACAGCCAUGACGCUGACUUUUGUCGCCUCUGUUUUGGGUUAUUCGAUCAUACCCAUGAUUUUCUUGUCGUGUCUAAGCUUAUUUAUCCCUUUGCAAACAAACGUAGUAGGUUGGGCUCUAACGGCUCUUGCCAUCUUCUGGUGCAGUUUCUCUGCUUCUCAAAUCUUCGUUUCGGUAUCAAAUGACUCUAAUCAAAGGCUUUUAUUUGUUUACCCAUGUAUUUUAUUAUACGGUGUUUUUGCGCUUCUGGUGUUAUUUUAAGGUCAUUGUAAACAAAUAAUUUAAUAGAUUUGUAAAGUUAUUUUUGUUCUACCUUUUUUAAGUGUUCUGAUUUGAACAUUGGCUUAAGAUUCGUUUCAAAGUUUGUAAAAUUUUAAAUAUAUUUGAUACGUUACCCGUA
Messenger RNA from Bemisia tabaci, 1171 nucleotides. RefSeq names its product Yip1 domain-containing 1 (gene Yip1d1). Gene Ontology annotation, cellular component: trans-Golgi network. Gene Ontology annotation, biological process: vesicle fusion with Golgi apparatus; endoplasmic reticulum to Golgi vesicle-mediated transport. Lineage: Eukaryota; Metazoa; Arthropoda; Insecta; Hemiptera; Aleyrodidae. The record is from RefSeq and is a predicted model, not a curated record.